CCGGGACACACCGUUCUGACCGUAUAAGCUUACUUUUUUUUGGCUGUUUUGACAAAACAGAAAAAUGUCGGAGACUGCUCCAGUUGCUCCAGUCACUCCUGCACCUGCAGAAAAAACACCUGUCAAGAAAAAGGCGAAGAAAGCGGGUGCAGCUGCUGGAAAGCGCAAAGCGUCCGGGCCUCCGGUGUCGGAGCUCAUCACCAAGGCUGUCGCCGCUUCCAAGGAGCGCAAUGGUGUGUCUUUGGCUGCGCUCAAAAAGGCGCUGGCGGCCGCUGGCUACGACGUGGAGAAGAACAACAGCCGCAUCAAGUUGGGUCUUAAGAGCUUAGUAAGUAAGGGCACCCUGGUGCAGACCAAGGGCACCGGUGCCUCGGGCUCUUUUAAGCUUAACAAGAAGGCAGCCACUGGGGAAGCCAAGCCCAAGGCUAAGAAGGCGGGUGCGGCCAAGCCUAAGAAGGCUGCUGGGGCAGCUAAGAAACCCAAAAAGGCGACGGGCGCGGCCACCCCGAAAAAAAGCGCUAAGAAGACCCCCAAGAAAGUGAAGAAGCCAGUGGCGGCUGCUGGAGCCAAGAAAGUGGCCAAGAGCCCCAAAAAGGCAAAGACGGGCAAACCUAAGAAGGCGGCUAAGAGUCCUGCAAAGGCCAAAACCCCUAAGCCCAAGGCAGCCAAGGCUAAAGCUGCCAAACCCAAGGCUACAAAGGCGAAGAAGGCGGUCUCCAAGAAGAAGUAAAGUUGGAGCGGCAAUCCUUGUUUUGAAAAUCUCAAAAGGCUCUUUUCAGAGCCACCCACUAAUUCAGACGGCAUUGCCCGCCGGCUCCAGGAUCUCGGCCGUCAGGUACUCCAGCACCGCCGCCAGGUAUACCGUCGCGCCGGCCC
Messenger RNA from Vicugna pacos (alpaca), 876 nucleotides. The record is from RefSeq and is a predicted model, not a curated record. NCBI's taxonomy places the organism in Eukaryota, Metazoa, Chordata, Mammalia, Artiodactyla, Camelidae.